Messenger RNA from Lineus longissimus, 5922 nucleotides. Its product is annotated as transcription factor COE3-like. The transcript is spliced from 16 exons. Bases 228 to 1874 code for a protein of 548 amino acids. The record is from RefSeq and is a predicted model, not a curated record. Gene Ontology annotation, molecular function: RNA polymerase II cis-regulatory region sequence-specific DNA binding; DNA-binding transcription factor activity, RNA polymerase II-specific. NCBI's taxonomy places the organism in Eukaryota, Metazoa, Nemertea, Pilidiophora, Heteronemertea, Lineidae. Gene Ontology annotation, biological process: regulation of transcription by RNA polymerase II.
AGAGUCACUGCUAACACUUGAUAGUAACAAAGGAGGGGCCCAAGAGAUUCGGAACUACGACGGGAAACACACUUCCUCGCUCGAUGGUAAUCACCUCCCCGCUUGCCUGCCCCUCAUAACCCGUAGUUAUUACAUGAGAGCACUCAUUCUGGCUUUCUAAGUGAUUGUAUCACAUAGUUAAAUUGCCCCCGUGUGCCAUCGCAUUCUCUACUAACGCAGCGUUUUUAAUGUUUGGGAUUCAGGAUAGCCUGCCUUCACGGGGCCCUGUGACUAAUCUUAAGGAAGAGCCGCUCUCAAGUCAGCUAGGGAACGUACGAAACUGGAUGCAGCCCACAGUGGUCGACCAGGGUGCCACGAGCAGCACCCUGACCCGUGCACACUUUGAGAAGCAGCCGCCAAGCAACCUCCGGAAAAGCAACUUCUUCCACUUCGUGCUCGCACUCUACGACAGACAGGGCCAACCUGUCGAGAUAGAGCGGACAGCCUUCAUUGACUUCGUGGAGAAGGAUGUGGAGGUCGAGGGACAGAAAACGAACAAUGGAAUACAUUACAGACUCCAGCUGCUAUUCGCAAAUGGUGUGCGGCAAGAGCAAGACUUAUUUAUACGACUCAUUGACUCAGUCACAAAAACGGCCAUUGCAUAUGAAGGCCAGGAUAAAAAUCCAGAAAUGCGCAGGGUACUACUUACACAUGAAAUUAUGUGCAGUCGAUGCUGUGAUAAAAAAAGUUGUGGAAACAGAAACGAAACUCCAUCAGAUCCUGUCAUAAUAGAUAGGUUUUUCUUAAAAUUUUUUAUGAAAUGCAAUCAAAAUUGCUUAAAAAAUGCAGGAAAUCCAAGGGACAUGCGAAGAUUUCAGGUUGCCAUAUCAACGACAGUUCAAGUGGACGGCCCCCUGUUGGCAGUGUCAGAUAACAUGUUUGUACACAACAAUUCAAAACACGGCAGAAGAGCGCGGCGGUUAGACCCAACAGAAGGAGGAUGGUAUUAUAGUCCCGGUAGUCAAGGCGAAAACAAAUCUCCAGUGGCUCUACCUACAGCAACUCCCUGCAUAAAAGCCAUUUGUCCGAGCGAGGGAUGGACCACAGGUGGUACGACGGUUAUCAUCAUAGGAGACAACUUCUUUGACGGACUACAAGUCGUAUUUGGGACGAUGUUAGUAUGGAGUGAGUUAAUCACAUCACAUGCCAUCAGAGUGCAAACUCCACCACGUCACAUUCCAGGGGUCGUAGAAGUCACAUUAUCAUACAAAUCAAAACAGUUCUGCAAAGGUGCUCCAGGUCGCUUUGUAUACACAGCUUUAACAGAACCCACAAUAGACUAUGGCUUUCAGAGACUCAUGAAGUUAGUGCCACGCCAUCCAGGAGACCCAGAAAGAUUACCAAAGGAAAUCAUCCUGAAGCGAGCAGCCGACCUAGCCGAGGCGUUAUACAGCAUGCCGCGGAAUCCCAACCAGCUCUCCCUGCCCGCGCCCCGGUCGCCCAGUAUGAACAACACAUCAGGGUUCAACACAUACACUGGCCAACUUGCCGUCAGUGUCCACGACACGGCCAAUGGUCAGUGGGAGGAAGGUUACAACCGAAGUCAAAACUCCAGUGUUUCACCGCGAGGUUACGGCUCGAACGGUUCAACCCCACACAGCACGACGGCCAGCACGUAUAGUGGUGCUAGCGUAAAUGGUUAUGGUGCUGCCGGUGGACUGGGAGGCGUGGGAUCAACGAGUGAUUUCUUACAUGGAGCUGCAAAAUACCGAGAUGGGGUACAUUUUGGGAUGAGCAGUAUAGUAUCGUCACCAUUCUCAAGUAUGAAUCCAUUCGCAUUGCCCACGUGCGGCAGUCAAACCUACGGCAGCCCGAUAGUCACACCCGCAAAAUAGAACAAAAUCUACGAAUAAGAACUCUAUGCCAAUCACGGCCUACAGAAGGCCGGGACUUUUCAAAGUGGGGACUUACCCCACUGAAUCAAAACUUUCAGGAUAAAAGUUUACACAAGUGUUUCUUCCUCUAUCGGAGUCUUUGUAUAUAUACAUUGGUCUUCUUUCAAAUGGUGGCUUAAAGUGGUCCUCUCCCUGAUGGGAUUCUGGUCCAUAUUUUUUUCAUUGUGUGUACUGUUAACCGCCUAAUUUUUGCAGCUCUCUUCAAGCGAUUUGCGAUAAGUUCCAAAAAAAUAUUUUGUUGGACUAUGAAAUUUCUUUCGGUUUUUCCGGUCAAAACUUUUUCCGUGAAAGAAAAAUCCAUGAAAACAAAACACUGGAGUAGAUUUUUCAGUAAUUGCUUACAGCAUGGUUGUGUCAUUAUGUCCUUUAAAUACAUCUGUGAGAACAACAGUUUACAGAUGUCAUUCCAGAUUAGUACAUCAGAUCGCCUGGCUGGCAUCAGGCCAAUAACUUAACCAUCUUGACCCUCAAUGUAUUGACAUUUCUCAGCUUACAGACAGCGCGCGUCAAUACGCGGAGGCUACGGAGGCAAUAACGCUGGAAGUUCAGUAUGGGGUUAACUUAAAUUUUGGUAACUUUUGUGUGCUGCAUAAUCUUGGGAAGAAAAUAGAAUCCCGGGAGAAUGAACAGCCAUUCUGAAACAGACUUUCCUGAUCUAUUUUCAAGUCCAUCAUUAGGGACGUUCUGCACGCCUUUAUCUCUGACACUAUAGGUUUUCAGUACUCGUAUUGAAAUUAUUUCAACUGAUGUUUGGCCUCAUCGCUUGUAAGUGAAGAAAAAAACAAGCCAACUUAAGGCGAGAUAAUCUGUAUACAGGGUGUCUCAAAUGUUUUAUUUGUUUGUUCUGAGCAGAUAUGUGGGUUAUCCUGGACUUAGGUGGUCCAUUGAAAGUUUAAUCUUUCAAAGUUCCAAUUUCAACUUAAUGAACUUGCCGCUAGUGUUGAUAGUAACCAUAAUAUUGACCACUGACAGGAUGAGAUGUUGAGAGAUAUUUUUGAAACACCCUGUACUAUCAGCAGCUUGUUUCAUGUGAGAUCAAGUGAGCAUUAAAAUUGACUGUUUUAUUGAAUAUAGAUGAAAAUGGUAUACAUUAUUUUAUUCAUAGGUUUUGAUUAAAUUGAAUCUAGUCAAUGAGAGCUUACCAUGACGUAGGAAGCCAUGUAGAUACUUUCGUCUUAUCGUAUUAUGACGUUUUCUGCUCAGUCAAAAUUUCAGACAGGGUCAAUCUUAAAUAUUAUGAAUUAUGUCAUUAAAUGACUGUGUGUAAUCUGGUACCCCUAUUUUCUUUGCACAUUUCAUCCAAACCAUUGUACUUUAUUGGAUUCAUGUAGAAAAUAGGGGUGUCAAGUUGAAAUGUCCUAAGCCUGUGUAAAGUUCAUGCAGCUUGGUCCAUAAAUCAUAUCGAGGGAUUUUGUACCUGAAAGAUCAUUAGUUAAGAUUCAAUUCUUUGAGAAAUGAAGUACAUGUACAUGUAAGGCAAGAUAGUACAGGUAUAGCCACUUUGUACAGUAAUGUGCACUGCCAGCUGUGUAGUCGCUCUAUUUGUGCCAUUUUACCCUUCCUGUUGCAUGGGUGCAGGACAGUACUCCAUAGUGUUAAUGCACCGACUUCUACACAAGUUUGGGGAGCAGUGCUGCAGUAAAUGUGACAAGAAAUCUUCAGGGUCACGCCCUUGUCAAAAGAAAUGAGGAACCUUUAUCACAUUCAUAGUGUAUUACAUAAUGAUUUCGGGGAAUUUUUUACAUGAAAUAUGGGGUUGAGAUUAUUACUUGGGGUUUGCUCCUGAAGUGUACCUAAUAAUUAUACACUGUCACUUUUUCUGCAGAUAUAAUGCAUACCUCAGUUUUAUAUUUCUAUAUGAAGUGCACAUCGGAUCUUAAUGCAUAUUGUGUGUAUAAAGUUUUUAUCUUUGAAAUAUCUCCAUACAUUUUUCUUGUCGACUGUACAAAUGAGUAAUGUCUGUAUCAAUAUUUAUGUUCAGAUUAUUGUUUAACAAGGUGUUUUCGGGAAAAAUUACUACCCAAAGAACGGAAUCUCGUUCAUUUGGUUUAGCUAUGUGUAGGUUUCCCCCAGCAUCCCUCCUCAGUGAUAUACUCAGUAUGUAACCAAGAUUAGGCCAACCACGAACUUUAAAAAGUAAUGCCUACAGCAAUUGAGCUAUUUGAAAUGUUCGGCGACAAUAUCAAACUGAAACAUGAAAUUAUGAAAAUGUGUCCAUAGAUGUUGAUACAGACUUUCGAUUUUCUUCUAAGCAAUUUUAAACGACCAAUAGUGAAUUAAAGUCUUUUAAUUUCUAUCUUCUUAAAGUUUGCAUACGUACUGAUCUCAGAGUCUUUGUAAAUAUUGCACUUACCUUGGUGUUGUAGCUCAAUGCCUAUAACAGGCAUGACCUGGUUCUUAUAACUUGGUAUGGCGAUUGGUGAUGGUGCAGCCAACACCAUUCCGUGAAAACGUAUGGAACCAGGAUUGCGAUGUAUUGCAACCCUUUUGCUGGAUGAUCCGUAGAACAUUCAUCAGAUAUUAACCAAUAGUGAUAUUUCGAAGUUAUAUCGCUCCACUUGAUUGAAACUCACUGCUUAGCUGCCAACAGCGUAGGCAAUUAGGUAGCAGAUUCACGAAACCACAUCAGAAUGGUGUUGGCUUCGAGUCAUAUUACGCCAAUAUUUGAGUUAGAAAAGCAACAUCAGUGAAGGCCAAGGAUCAAGGCUACAAAUUGACGCAUGUUUUGUACCCAGUUGUAAAUAAGUCUGGAUAUUAUUUUAUGAACAGUCUGUAAUUUAUUUCGUUUUGUCUAUUUAUGUAGAAAUACCUCAGAAAUUAACAUAAGCCUAGAUGUUCUUGCCAUUUUAGGAAAUGGUUUUACAGAAGAUUCCUAGCUUUAAGUUUUUAGCUCCUUUUCUCAGUAUAAUGUAUUGAAAUUCUUUCAAGCUCGAUGUUUACAGUCGAUUUUUCUAGUCUGGCGGCAAAUUGAUACUUAAAGGUGACUAGCGUUGUGAGAAUUGUUUAUUCUAUUGCUUUUAAAGAAACGGACAAUGAAUAACCUUCUGGAAGUCCAUUUUUACCCUUCAUGGCACCUGGGUCAGGGCUUGUCCCUCUUUACCAAUAAAGUUGUUUUCAUUGUCGCACUGUAGCCAAUAACGGUGAGUUAGGUACAGAAGUGGAUUCAAGGGAGGGGCAGGGUAGGGUGUCCCCCUUAUCAAAGAGAUAUUUGCUAUCGACCAUUUAUUUUGCCAAAUUGAACCCAAAAAAAUUUUGAGGGUACACCCACUGAAAGGCCCUGGGCACUCUUCAUUUUCCUCUAUCUGCCCCUGGACAUCAAGCAGAAUCAGGAUGUCCAAAGGUCAUCUUGAUAGAGAACAAUAUAUCUUUAAGACAGUGCUGAGGUUCCCAAAACCAUGGUCAAUUGGUUAUCUGGAUUCUGACAAGUAGUUCCUCAAUUUAUUUAUCAGAUUUAUAUUUACUCCUCAAAUUAAAAUGUAUUUUACUUUAUUUGAUACUCAGAUCUAUUGAAUACCCACCAAAGUGGCAUACCAUGACAGUUGGUUAUUUGCAUAACAAUGACAAGAGCACCCUUCUCAGUCAAAAUCCAUGACAUUUCCAUUCGAAAGGUACUGACUUCGACAUUUCCAUUAAUUUCCCCUUAAUGAAGCCGACCAUAGUCAACUUUUUAAAGUAAGUAAUUGGAUUUCUCAAUAAAAUACCUUGGUUUUACAAGUCGAAAAAAUCAACACCACACAGUUAGAAAGUGAAGGUCAAUCUUUGACACUGUUUAAAGUGAAUCUUUCUGAUUUGCAAAUUACCCAUCUAACUCUUGGGCAAUAUCAAUCCUGUUGUACAUUAUGCAUGCCUUCAUUUUAAUUUCAAUGCAUUUCUCUACUGGUAAUGUACACAAUUUAUAUGUAACAGAUAUUUAAAUUUGGCUGUAUUUAAUGGAGAUUUUUCAUUGUCAAUUUGCAAUUUUAAAUCUUUAAAAUAUAUUGAUAUAUGU